GGCGACGGCCACCCCCGGAGGGCUAAAGUCUCGCGAGACGGGAACUCGAGCCUCCUGAGGCGAUUCGUGCUGAAGGGAGUCGAAGUCUGCUGCCGCCGUGAUGUUGGAAGAGGCAGGCGAAGAGGUGCUGGGUUCCGUGCUGCUGAAGGCCUCCUGCCUGCCGCUCAGCAUCCUCCUGGUGCUGCCCGCCGUCCUGCUGCUGCUGCUGGGACCUCCGCCGGCCUCGGCCGCCCACGAGUUCACCGUCUACCGCAUGCAGCAAUACGAGCUGGGCGGGCAGGCCUACGGCACCCGGAACGCUGUGCUCAACACUGAGGCUCGCACCGUGGAGGCGGAUGUGCUGAGUCGCCGCUGCGUGAUGAUGCGGUUGAAGGACUUCUCCUAUGAGCAGUACCAGAAGGCCCUGCGCCAGUCGGCGGGCGCAGUGGUGAUCAUCCUGCCGCAGAACAUGCUGUCGGUGCCUCAGGAUGUCAUCCGGCAAUUCAUGGAGAUUGAGCCAGAAAUGCUGGCCAUGGAAACCAUUGUGCCGGUCUACUUUGCCGAGGAAGACAAGGAGCUCCUCUCCAUCUACGAACAAACACAGGCGGCUUCUGCAUCACAAGGAUCAGCCUCAGCUGCCGAAGUUCUGUUGCACACCGCGACCGCCAAUGGCUUCCAGAUGGUGACCAGCGGGGCGCAGAGCAAAGCAGUCAGCGACUGGCUCAUCACAAGUGUGGAGGGACGGCUGACUGGCCUGGGAGGAGAGGACCUUCCUACUAUUGUAAUAGUCGCUCACUACGAUUCUUUUGGGGUCGCCCCGUGGCUGUCUCAUGGUGCAGACUCAAAUGGCAGUGGUGUUGCCGUGCUUUUGGAGCUGGCCAGGCUCUUCUCCCGUCUCUACACUUACAAACGGACCCACGCCGGGUACAAUCUGUUGUUUUUCGCCUCGGGAGGUGGGAAGUUUAAUUAUCAAGGGACCAAGAGGUGGCUGGAAGACAACCUGGAUCAUACAGAUUCCAGUUUGCUGCAGGACAAUGUGGCUUUUGUCCUCUGUCUGGAUACGUUGGGGAGAGGGAACAGCCUUCACCUCCAUGUCUCAAAGCCUCCAAAGGAAGGGACCCUACAGCAUGCUUUUCUGAAGGAACUCGAACUGGUGGUGGCCAACCAGUUCCCGGAGGUGAGGUUCUCCAUGGUGCACAAGAAAAUCAACUUAGCAGAGGACAUGUUGGCCUGGGAGCAUGAGCGCUUUGCCAUCCGCCGCCUGCCCUCCUUCACUGUCUCACACCUCGAGAGCCACCGAGAUAGUCUGCGCAACAGCAUCAUGGACGCCAGGUCAGCUGCUGGGGCCAGAGUUGACUCCCGAAUCCUCACCCGCAACACCCGCAUUAUCAUGGAGGCCUUGACAAGGGUCAUCUACAAUCUGACAGAGAAGGGAGUCCCUGCCAGCCUCCAGAUCUUCACAGAACAGAUGCAGAUCCAGCAGGAGCAAAUGGAGGCGGUGAUGGACUGGCUGACUAGCCAGCCCCGGGCUGCCCAGCUCAUCGACAGGGACAGUCCCUUUAUCAACACACUGGAGUAUUACCUGAGCCGCUACCUGAAGGAUGUGAAGCAGCAUCACGUGAAGGCCGACAAGCGAGAUCCCGAGUUUGUUUUCUAUGACCAGCUGAAGCAAAUCAUGAAUGCCUAUAGGGUGAAGCCAGCCAUCUUCGACCUCCUCCUGGCACUCUGCAUCGCAGCGUACCUCGGGGUGGCCUACGUUGCUGUCCAGAACUUUGGCCUGCUGUACAAACUGGUGCAGCGGCUCUCCCUCAAGUCCAAGCAGCAGUGAGAAGGAGCAAAACUGAGAACUCCACCCGGACUGCCGUUUCCCGUCCGUCUUUUGGAUGCUGCUGACGCCACCGCCCUCAGUCUUCUCCCGCCCUCUCCCUUCUUUGUUUGGCGACACUGGAGCAGGGGGCAAACCCCUGAGAUGUUUUGAAAACUGCAACUCCUUGGCGUUGUAGCGAACCUGCAUCCCUCCCUCCUCCCAUCUCUGGGACUUACGGGGCCCCCACUUGGAUCCGUUAUUCUUUCCAGAUUGAGCCAAGGAUGGAUGAGGAGGGCUUUUUUCACACUCUCUCUCUCUGGACCUCCCCACUUUGGACAAAAACAUUUCCCGUUGAUGCAAAGCUGCUAUAGACACAGAAGCGAAUGGCCGGCGUGUGCCGUGGUUUGGCGAUUG
Molecule: messenger RNA, 2200 nt
Organism: Anolis sagrei ordinatus
Lineage: Eukaryota; Metazoa; Chordata; Lepidosauria; Squamata; Anolidae
Gene: NCLN
Product: nicalin
Biological process (GO): regulation of signal transduction
Cellular component (GO): endoplasmic reticulum membrane
Source: RefSeq, a predicted model, not a curated record